UAUAACGUUUGGUAGAACGAUGAGUUGGAAUGAAACGAACUCAACACAUUUAAUACCAAGUUACUUGAGCCAAGAGGAGUUCUUUGCGUUGCAAAACGGUUCGGAUUUGAAUUCGACGUUAAAUGACACACAUUUUGUGCUGAAGACUUGGUAUCCUAGUGGAUAUUCACCGGCGCAUAUAAUAAUCGCGUCGGUGGUCGUAACGGUUCUUAUGAUUAUGGUGGUAGUAGGGAAUAUGUUGGUGAUUAUUGCAAUAGUGACUGAAAAGGCGCUGAAGAACAUACAAAACUGGUUCAUCGCGUCACUGGCUGUGUCGGACUUCUUUCUUGGUUUAGUGAUAAUGCCAUUUUCGCUCGCGAAUGAGCUUAUGGGUUACUGGAUUUUCGGCUUUUGGUGGUGCGAGAUACAUUCCGCGAUGGAUGUGUUGUUGUGCACCGCGUCUAUUAUGAAUUUGUGCCUCAUAUCACUGGACCGCUACUGGAGUAUAACACAGGCGGUAGAUUACCUCAAAAAGCGGACACCUGCGCGUGCGGCGCUCAUGAUUGCAGCAGUCUGGCUCAUGAGCGCGCUCGUGUGUAUACCACCGUUACUGGGAUGGAGAGUUAGCAGACCUCCAGAGCAGUUUCCACAGUGCAAGGUGUCAGAUGACAUCGGCUAUGUGGUAUAUUCUGCACUGGGCAGCUUUUACAUCCCGUCCUGCAUCAUGGUGUUCGUGUAUAUCAGGAUAUACUUCGCUGCCAAAGCUAGGGCGAGACGAGGGAUCAGGAAGAAUCCAAGACCAAGAUCUAAUGACCAGCAAACAAGUUUCUCAAACGCGCCAAAGGGGUCGAACCCAAUGCCUUCUUCGUCUUUAACGAUGCCUGCGGGAGUGGACGGUAGUCAUUCUAAUAAUAAUAGGGAAACACAAAUAUCGACAAUAGAAACGCAGCAAGUUCCGAUACCUACGGUGACGUGCGAUUUUGCAUCUGACAUAUCCACUAGCGAAGCUGCCGACCAAGCACCAACUCCUGAUGAUAGGAAGGAUACACUCAAGGUGGUUACAUCAGCUCAAGUUACGAGAAAUCCAUUAGCCGCGUGUGCCUAUAGACACUCCACACUUUCCGUAAACGGUGAGCUUGCUCUACAAUCUCAACGUUGCCGAGCUCCCAGCGUCGCCAUAGACACCGACAUGGUCUCCGAAAUGGAGCCUUCGUCAUCGGACUCGGGAGUUGCCACACGCUGUGCCGUGGUCAAACCACUCAAACUCCGAAUAUGCCAGCCUAUUUUUGGUAAAAAGUCUGACCGAAAACAAGAAAAGACGCUACCAUCUAAGUCAGAACUGGAACCAGCGUUACCGAAACAGCAUAAACCGAGGGAUCCUGAAAGGGAAAAGAGACGCUUAGCGAGGAAAAAAGAAAAACGAGCGACGUUGAUUCUAGGUCUAAUUAUGGGUAGUUUCAUUGCUUGUUGGCUGCCAUUUUUCUUUUUGUAUAUUUUGAAGGCUGCGUGUAGAUGGUGUGUUAUUCCCGGGAGUGCGUUCGCGAUCGCCUUCUGGUUAGGUUAUAUGAACUCAGUUUUAAAUCCUGUUAUCUAUACGAUAUUUAAUAAGGACUUCCGAAGGGCGUUCAGGCGGAUACUGUUCAAGUGAUGUUUGGCCUACCUGUGCUGUUACCAAUGCGUGGCCAACAGGAUUUUGUUGGCCCAGCAGAGGGCAGCACCAGGUCUUUACAAUAUGCGUUAAUUUCUACUUGACAAAG
Pieris brassicae (large cabbage white) is the source of this 1736-nucleotide messenger RNA. RefSeq names its product alpha-2Da adrenergic receptor (gene Octalpha2R). The transcript has 6 exons. NCBI's taxonomy places the organism in Eukaryota, Metazoa, Arthropoda, Insecta, Lepidoptera, Pieridae. Bases 20 to 1627 code for a protein of 535 amino acids. Gene Ontology annotation, biological process: adenylate cyclase-activating adrenergic receptor signaling pathway. Gene Ontology annotation, cellular component: membrane. The record is from RefSeq and is a predicted model, not a curated record. Gene Ontology annotation, molecular function: G protein-coupled amine receptor activity.